This is a messenger RNA of Cornus florida, 3843 nucleotides long. RefSeq lists its product as uncharacterized. The record is from RefSeq and is a predicted model, not a curated record. NCBI's taxonomy places the organism in Eukaryota, Viridiplantae, Streptophyta, Magnoliopsida, Cornales, Cornaceae. The transcript is spliced from 3 exons. Bases 93 to 593 code for a protein of 166 amino acids.
GAUUCCAAAACUUAAUUGAAAUCCAGUUCAAAGUCCGUCCAAUUGGGUGAGCCUCUCAUACACAGUCACACGUACAGAGAAAAAGUCCGUCAAUGUCGUCUUCAAGACCUCUCACCACCGCGUCAAGAUUGUUUCCCUGUCCCUCCGCCGCCUCCAGCACCACCACCGCCUCACACAUUUUAAUCCCUUCGCCCCCAGUCCAUAUUCCGAAGACCCCUUCGAUAGGAGUGGCUGAACAGAAUGGUGCUCCGAGAAAGGUAUGUGAUAAGACAAUGGUGAAUGACAGCUUCUGUGUUGUCAGAUGGGACCUGCCCGGCAUAGCCUCAGAGGAUCUGAAAAUUUGGGUGAACGAGAAGAAAGAAUUAGUGUUGGAGGGAAAGAUCAAGGGCAAGCCCAAGUAUGAGUAUCGUAGAGGCGACUACAGUGGCGCCAUGCCAGGCAUUUCAGAGCUCUUCCAUGUGGACCUGUUCACGGCUGAGUUGAAACAUGGUGCCCUCUGGAUUAUCCUUCCACUCACCGAAAUGGCCAAGAAGGCCAUGAAGUGGGAACGCGAAGUCUUGGGGAAAAGGAAGAGCUCUGAUUUCAAUGUUUGAUGGAGGAGAAGGCUACUGCAAUUCAACAAAGUAACUGGCUUCGUCAGGAAUUGGUGAGGGAUUCAUAUAUGACUUCAUUCUAUACUAUUUUAUAUUCUUCUUUAUUAUUUUUCUUAUAAUUACAUCUUGCAUUCAUGAGUUUUUAAGGUGGAAUACUUCUAAUGUCCUUUCAACAUGGUAUCUUUGUCUCCCUGCCUCAUGUCCAAGUUAUCUUUUUCAGUGUUUUGAUCAUCAUGUAUAUCUUUAUAUGAAUAUAUAUAUAUUUAUAUGUAUGCAUGUAUUUUUGGUGUCAGUGAUUUAGCAAAAGGGCAUAAGGCUAGAAAUACGUAAGUUACAUUCUAUAAAGAAUCAUUGUAUGGGAUAAAGCAAUGUUUUCGAAUACCAGAAGAGGACCAAACAGCUCUAUAAUAGUCCCAAAGCCUAUGGUGAUUUCUGAAGCUAUCAUAAGCAUCCUUAACAACAAAUGGUUUAUUAGAGGUAGCCAAAACCAAGAGUGUGAGAAACAAAAAUUGCUUCUUUCCACAACAUCUGUUCUUUAAUUGUUUUUUCCCAUAAAGUUUGGAAUUCAGUGGCUGAGGCAAUUUCUCUCAACUGGCAUGGCAUGACGAAUUUGAAUGAUAUUAUUGCUUGGACUUCUGCUAACUGUCAGGUUAAGAAGAAUUGGUCCCAUCAGCUGCACAAAAUUUCCCUUGCUUGUUGUGUCUACAUGAUCUGGGAUGAGAGAAAUAAUAGGAGAUUGUCCAAUGCCUUCUCAAAUGAAUGCUCUGUGGCUCUUCAGGUUUAUAAUUCCCUUAGACUUAGGAUGCUCUCUCUCCCCAUCUCUAAGUUUAAUAGGAAUUCUGUCAAAUAUUUACCGUAUUGGAGUGGAUGAUGCUGAUUAGCUCAUAGUUAGUUGGUUUUAGUAGUUGUCUUUUGUUGCCUUGGUUCGCUGUCUUGUUUUUAGCUCUGUUUUGUUGUAAUUUCUUCUGGGCUCCCCCUGUUUCCUUUUGAGGGGGAUGUCCUCCUCUGUUUUGCUUUUGUGUUCUAUCCAAAAAAAAAAGAAAAAAGAAUCAUUGUAUGGGUAAUUGAACAAAAUGUUGAUGCGUGAUAUGAUGAUAUCUAGAGCUAAUUUACAAUAAGAAAAACAACUGGUGUAAUUCAUAAGAGCUUUGCGCUAAUUGCUGUGCCAAUUUAAUGACUUUGUCCCUUGGGUGUUUUGACAAUGAGAAUAAGCUUACAUGGGAUCUUGAUCAUUAAGUAAACUGAAUGUAUAUUUAUUUCUGUCUUUGGACAAUGCUGAAUAUAACAAUUGUUAUCUUAGCCAUGUUCAAUAUAACUUAUAUAUAUCAUAGGUAUGGUUCUUGCAAAUGCAAUUAUGUACAAAAAAAAAAUGUCAUAAUGUUGUAUAAAAUUAAACUGUUGAUGCAAGAGCAUUUCAGAGCAUAAAAAUGCAUUGUUCUGUUACAAACACUUUCAAAUGGAACAUAUUUCAAAAUGAUGCACAUGGUCUGUUGGUAAAAUCAUGGAUUUUCAAGGAUUACUUUUGUCUCAAAACUUCUUAAGGCCACCUAGUGUAGCAAAGAAUAUACCAAAUAAAAGAAUCCAUUUUAAAGAUUGCAAGAUCUAAGAGCGAAUUCAGUCUGUUCAAAUAAUGUCUCUUGUGAAGAGUUGGCUGUGUAGUUAGUUUUCUUUAUCACCUGAACUAAAAGAACUUGCGCUUGCUUAUAGUUUUAGGUUUUUGUGCUAAGUGAAUACCAAAUCUGCUCGGCAAUCAUAUGACAUUCAUCCACGUUGAUAACUUGAUAUGAUUUGAGGGGGUUGAUGUUACUCUUUUUUCAUUUUUUUUUUUUUUUUUUUUAUAUUUUAAUUUUGAAAGUGACAAUAAUUUUGAAAGUGACAAAAGUUGACCCAAUAUCACCUAAUUAAUUUCAUUGUAUUUGUACAGAUUAAGAAUAAAGAAUGAACAUUGUGUUCCAAGGUUAUUCAAUGGAAUGUGCUUUCCAAGUUGGGAUAGUUUUCUAAUACAUCUCUCUUUGACAUUGUUUGAGCCCCAUUUAUGUUGUCUAUAUUUUUCAAAUGCACUUUAAGUUACCUCCUCCACAGUGUAUGUUUUUUCUUUUGAAAUUAGUUCAUUUUUUAUUAGAAAAUGGUCUUAAGAUUUGUGGGUAUGAGUUUCCAAACCAUGUAAGUUUGACCUCUUUCCUUGAAUUUCCCUCAGUUUCGGAUUGGUAAUGAAAAAAAAAAAAAAAAAUGGAAAACAAGGUUUUAGGAUAGGAUAAAAUGUUAUUCUUGCUUCAAAGCUUUGUUUUUGGUAUAUAAUUUAAUUGUUUUUUUAUAUACAUUACUGUUUCCUCUGAACCAUGAUUUGAGGGGGUUGACGCUCUUUUGGAUUCCUUCUCUAUUUUUAUUUUCUUUAAUUUAAUUUUGGUAGUGAUAGAAGUUGACCCGAUGUCAACUAAUUAUUACAUUGUAUUGGUAGAGAAUAAGAAUAAAGAAUGAACAUUGUGUUCCAAGGUUAUUCAGUGGAAUGUUCUCUUCAAGUAGGAUAGAUUUCUAAUAACUCUUUGACAUUGUUUGAGCAUAGGUUAUGUUGUCUAUAUCUUUAAAAUUCACUUUAAGCUACCUCCUCCAUAGUGUAUGUUUCUUCCUUUUAAAUUAGUUCAUUUCCUAUUAGAAAAUGGUCUUAGGUUUGUUGGUAUUAGUUUACAAAUAAGGUAGACAUUUUCAGAUAUUUGACCUCUUUCCUUGUAUUUCCCCGAGUUUUUCGGAUUGGUAAAGAAGAAAAAGGGGAAAACAAGGUUCAAGGAUAGGAUUAAAUGUUAUUCUUGCUUCAAAACUGUGCUGCUUUUGAUAUGAUAAUUUAAUUGUUUGUUAUAUAUUACUGUUUCCUUUGAACCAUGGAAGUGGCGCAUCUCUAUGAGAUUACACAAUGUGUUGAGCCGUGUGACGGCACAAAAGUUCUGGAUGAAGAUGCUGUGGGGCUUCAUGAGAAUUAUUGUUGAAGGACAUUGAAAAAUUCAUUUGUAAUAGUCUAUUCCUAUUUUAAAGUAGUACUGUGAUUUUCUAAGUCAUGUCGGAUAUUAAUGGGAUUUUCUUCCGGUGUAAAUUCAUGAAAUGGAAUUUUAUCUUAUGGUACAGAAUGGGGAACUUCAUGUGUGUUUCUUUUUGAACUUUGAGAGGUUUAUAUGACCACACUCCACAAGUUCCAAUUUUAGAAGACAAGUAUUAUGGACUUCUUCUGCUCUUUUAGCUUAAAACACUAUGAACAGAU